Molecule: messenger RNA, 653 nt
Organism: Triticum dicoccoides
Lineage: Eukaryota; Viridiplantae; Streptophyta; Magnoliopsida; Poales; Poaceae
Exons: 1
Coding region: 1-543 (180 amino acids)
Source: RefSeq, a predicted model, not a curated record
AUGGCCACCACGCGACUCCGCCUCCUACUCCUCCUAUUCACGCUGCUCGCCGGCACCGCCGUCUUCUCCGUCUCCGCCGCCCGCGACGGCCCUGCCGAGCCGGCCGUCGCGGGUCCGGUCGGCGCGGAGCCGAGCGCCUACGAGAUGUUGGAGAAAUUUGGCUUCCCAAAGGGAAUACUCCCGGUGGGCGUCACCGGCUACACGCUCCGGCGGUCGGACGGCGCGUUCCAGGUGUUCAUGGACAAGGAUUGCGAGUUCGAGGUGGACGGCGGGUACAAGCUUACCUACAAGCGGACGAUCUCCGGCAGGGUGGCCGGCGGCAGCUUGUGGGACCUCCGGGGCGUCUCGGUGAAGAUCUUCUUCGUCAACUGGGGCAUCGACCAGGUGGUCAUGGCCGACGCCGACCACCUCAUGUUCUACGUCGGCCCGCUCUCCCAGGCCUUCACGUCGGACAACUUCGAGGAGUCCCCGCAGUGCAGGUGCCGUGGCAACGGCGUCGCGGACGUUGGCGAGGGCGCCGGCGUGGGCGUGGCGACGAUGUAGGAUCGGGCAGUUGGUUACGUGAUUUCAUAUACGUACGUGUACGCAACAAACUGUUGGUUAAUUUGGUUUCCGGGAUUGGCGCGCGUGCAAUUCUUGCACGCGAUGCUGUG